AUGCAUGAGGCUGAUGUGGAAGAUUUUAGUUGGUCUUAUACGGAAGAACCACAUGCUAGCAGACGAAAUGAGAUAAUCCAGAAGUAUCCGGAAAUCAAAAAAUAUUUCGGUAUUGAUCCAUCAUUUAAAUAUGUCGUCACGGCAGCGGUUAUUGCACAAUUCAGCAUUGCUUGGCUUUUACGAGAUUCGGACUGGUUAUUAAUUUGUUUGCAAGCAUAUUUUGCUGGUGGUACUAUUGGACAUUCACUUACAUUGGCUGUUCAUGAAAUAUCGCACAAUAUGGCUUUCGGUUGUGCUCAUCCUCUUGCAAAUCGUUUGUUUGGAUUUAUCGCUAAUCUACCGAUGAUGGUGCCUAUGUCGGUUUCCUUUAAAAAAUAUCAUUUGGAACACCAUCGCUACAUGGGUGAGGAAGUAUUGGAUACUGAUAUACCAACAGAUUUCGAAGCGCGUUACUUUCGUCGUACUUUUGGGAAAUUGUUAUGGGUCUUUCUC
Molecule: messenger RNA, 492 nt
Organism: Acanthocheilonema viteae
Lineage: Eukaryota; Metazoa; Nematoda; Chromadorea; Rhabditida; Onchocercidae
Source: the annotation of a GenBank genome assembly